Penicillium pulvis is the source of this 549-nucleotide messenger RNA. RefSeq lists its product as uncharacterized. Lineage: Eukaryota; Fungi; Ascomycota; Eurotiomycetes; Eurotiales; Aspergillaceae. Bases 1 to 549 code for a protein of 182 amino acids. The transcript is spliced from 2 exons. The record is from RefSeq and is a predicted model, not a curated record.
AUGUAUGACUCCUACCGCCCCCACCUACUCCUCGCGCAGGUGCCCCUCACCGUCUCGCCAUUCAUCAACCUCCCUACCUCGGUUACACUACCCUACACCUACAAGUCGGUCACCUCAACACUCCCUCCAUCCGUGACGGUCGACCCCAGCAAUUCAGAUGUCAAGGCCCGCUAUGUCGUUUCAUCCAGCGGUGAACAUGCCGCACAUCCAGACGAGAUCCUCACCGCGUGUCAGUCUCUCGGCCAACACCUAAAGAAGACACGAGACGAUGCCGAAACUGCGAUCAAAGCAUGGGAGGAAUCUAUUAAACAGCGCGAUUUAGCUGAGAAGCGGCGCGUCGCUCCUGGGUGGCUGGACCGCGAUGAGAAACUGUUGCAGCCCCAGGCGACCGGGUCCUCCGACUCCAAAGGAAAUGCCGAGAGUCGAAAUGCCGAGAGCCUGCUGGACAGCUCUGAAACUGAUCAUGGGUCUUCGAAUAUACCUUCGAUUAAACCUCGGGAUCAGGGAGAGGAGCUGGAUCGGGCAUUUGGGGGGCUGGGUGUGGAAUGA